Molecule: messenger RNA, 2649 nt
Organism: Sardina pilchardus (European sardine)
Lineage: Eukaryota; Metazoa; Chordata; Actinopteri; Clupeiformes; Clupeidae
Exons: 3
Coding region: 50-1870 (606 amino acids)
Source: RefSeq, a predicted model, not a curated record
CAUCGCAUCCAGCCUCGUGGGAACCGUUCUAGAUGGAGUCCGAUGCCUGAUGAACUCCCCAGCCCAAGAUGCUCUGACUCAAGAUUUGAAAGUGUGGUCCGCCACACGUGAUAUGUACGGUCGCUUGCAGUUGAAUCUCAGAGAUUUCUUUACGAAGCUGUCAAGCCGCCAAAGGAAGGCUGUGCAUUCUGCUUCAGCUAAGGAAGCUAUCGGCCAAGUCUUGCUUUGCAUUCAGGAGGAGCUCGCAAACUCAAGCAAGUUCCAAAGUUCUGACGACAACGUCAAGGAGAUAACGGUCGUCAUUGAUUCACUGAUUGAAGAUGUUGGGAUGGUGGACCGUCACACUGACCUGGACCAGGAUAGGCCCCUCUCCUCCUUAUCUGGUACCUCAGAAGGAAGCUGGUCAAACUGGAGUGAGGAGAGCCUUCCUGAAGAGUCUGUGGUCAUACCAGAGGUCUCCACUGCAGCCCCCAUGGCAGCAGACACAUUGGUGGCUGUGAACAUUGACCUGAGCGAUUUGCCUCAAGAUGAGGCUUCUGCGUGUGUACCGCACGAAACCGUAGUGAGCGCUGUGAACAGCAUCACCUCGACGCUCGGCUUGCAAAAUGAGGAGAGCUCGAGCAGGCCGCCCUCUCAGGGUCAUCUGACCUCAGUAUGGAAGAGAUUAGAAAAGGCUCUCUCCCAGGGACAUAUUCAGUCCUCUCAGGACCUGAUUGAGGACGUUUACCAGAUUCUCCUGAAGGGUAGACAAACUGUUGCUGCUGCAAAGUCUGCCUCCGACUCUGCUCUUGUUGCCAUGAAACAGGCCCAGGAUGUACCUCAAGGAGCCAUGGUUAGCCAGAUCAUAGGCAUGUUCGCACAGGAGUGUGUGAGGGAUUUAUUUCUGCCUUGCUUCAAAUUGCCCUCUUCAUGGAAGUCAGGUGCAAGGGCCCCCCUGAGGUCGGCCGCUGCCUCAGUGUCCUGUCCAGGUGGCCUAAGCUCCAUGGCCAGAAACGGAGAGGACCGCGCCGCGGAAUCACCAUCUCAGAUUCUGGCAGAGGUACUGCAGGUUGCUAUGAAUGCGAUGGUCGCUGACGUCAUGAAUAUACUCUCCCUGGCAACGCGUUCGCCCAUGGAUAUGGAAGCUUUUCUGAAGGAGUCUGGUUUACCCGGUUACGAUGUUGCCUUCAACACACCAGAUUUAGGACUCCUGGACGACAAGAGACGUGCAGACAGUCAGGAAGGUUCUACGGACUACUCCAGCCUUGUGUCUGUGCUCAUGAUCCGCCUGCUGUCAAAGCUACAAAAUGAGGAUUCACUCUCUGACGAUAUGCUGGAUCAAUGCAGAGAACUUAUCAACAAGGUGCUCUCUGAGCUCACAGCAGCACUUGGUGUCUCCAAAACUGACUUUUGCCCUGCUGGUGUGAACAUUUGCAAAGUAUUCAAAGUUAUCUACAAUAACCUCCUGAGUGAAUAUGGAUCAAAGAACAGUGUCCUGUUGGCCUUGGAGAUAAAGGACCCCUCAGUAGAGAAGAUUGUUGUGAGAUCUUUGAUCAGCGAGAUUACGACUGAUGUGACAAAUGAUAAUGACGCUACACCUAAGAAAGACGAGAGAGGGAGUGGAUGCUUUCAGUUCCUUCCAAAUAUGAAGAAGAUUAAGUCUUGCCUGAAGAGAAACAAGUCAGGCAGCCAAAGAAAGGCCAACACAGAUGGAGCCACAGCAAUCAGCAUCACUGACAAUAUUGCCGUUUCCCCAGAGUCCUUUGCCUGUUCGGUCUCAUUGGAUGAGGAGCCAUGCAUCCCCAUUGGCUCACCUGAGAAGGGACGCUCUCUCUUCACCCGCAUCAGAUCUUUCUUUAAGAGGAGGUCUUCUGCGGUCUCGCCAGUGUAGCUCAAGUAACAACUUGAAUGGCCUCAGCUGUGGCGCAACUGGCUGGGGCACCUGCACUGUACGCCGGUGACCUGGGUUCGAUUCCCGCCCUGCGGUCCUUUCCGGAUAUCACCCCUGCUCUCUCUCCCAUUCACUUCCUGUCACCCUUCACUUCAAAAGGCCCCAAAAUCUUUAAUCUAAAUUUAACUUUUUGAACCUCUGUUAUUUUUUGCUCCUGUGCGUCCCCAUUGGCUCACCUGAGAAGAGAUGUUCUCUCUUCACCCGCAUCAGAUCUUUCUUUAAGAGGAGGUCCUCUGCGGUCUCGCCAGUGCAGCACAAGUAACAACUUGAACCAACCAAACGGAAAAACUUGAAUUUGAAUUUAUUCUUUUAGAACCUCUGCUAUUUUUUGCUCCUGUGCGGCCCCAUUGGAUGAGGAGCCAUGCUCCGCCUCUGGCUCUCCUGAGAGGAGAUGCUCUCUCUUCACCCGCAUCUUUAAGAGGAGGUCCCAUGUGGUCUUACCAGUGCAGCUCAAAUAGACCAACAAAAAACUUGAAUUUGAUUUUAUUCUUUUACUUUUUGAACCUCUGUUAUUUUUUGCUCCUGUGCGGCCCCAUUGGCUCACCUGAGAAGAGAUGCUCUCUCUUCACCUGAAUCAGAUCUUUCUUUAAGAGGAGGUCCUCUGCGGUCUCGCCAGUGCAGCACAAGUAACAACUUGAACCAACCAAACGGAAAAACUUGAAUCUAUAUUUAUUCUUUUACUUUUUGAACCUCUGUUAUUUUUUGCUCCUGUGCGGCCC